Messenger RNA from Fonticula alba, 3036 nucleotides. RefSeq lists its product as hypothetical. The record is from RefSeq and is a predicted model, not a curated record. Lineage: Eukaryota; Rotosphaerida; Fonticulaceae. Gene Ontology annotation, cellular component: small-subunit processome; Pwp2p-containing subcomplex of 90S preribosome. Gene Ontology annotation, molecular function: protein binding. Gene Ontology annotation, biological process: maturation of SSU-rRNA from tricistronic rRNA transcript (SSU-rRNA, 5.8S rRNA, LSU-rRNA); ribosomal small subunit assembly. The transcript has 5 exons. Bases 1 to 2955 code for a protein of 984 amino acids.
AUGAAGUUCGGCUACCGCCUCUCGAACGUUUGUGGCACAGCAUACAAGCGCGGCAACAUCAUCUUCUCCAAAGACGGUAACACGGCCAUCAGUCCCAUUGGCAACCGCUUUACCAUCUAUGACCUUGUGCACAACAAGGCCAUCACGCCCGAUGUGCAGACCCGCAAGGAUAUCGCCUCGUUGGCUCUCUCCCCGAAUGGCGCCACGCUGAUUGCGGUCGAUGUGGACGGCCACGCCAUCCUGGUGGACCUGUCGCGUCGUGUCACCCUCCACCACUUCAACUUCAAGGAGCCAGUCAAUCACAUCUCCUUCUCGCCGGAUGGUCGCUUCUUUGCUGUCACCCACGGUAAGCUGAUCCAAGUCUGGCGGGCGCCGGGUUUGCACCGAGAGUUUGCGCCGUUUGUCCUCUUCCGCACGUAUGGCGGCCAUCUGGAUGAGAUCAACCACAUUGAGUGGAGCCGUGACAGCCGGUUCUUCCUGUCCAGCAGCCGUGACCUGACGGCCCGGCUGUUCUCCCUGAACCCGGAGAAGGGGUUCGUGCCGUUCACCUUCACCGGGCACAAGGACUCCGUGGUUCGGGCCUUCUUUUCGGCCGACCAUCAAACCAUCUACACCCUUUCCCGGGAUGGAGCCAUCUUCAGCUGGGGCAAGGAGCAGCUCACCAAGCGCGAGGCGGAGAAGCACAUGCAGAAUUACCUGCGCACCAAGCAGCGCAAGGCGCCGCUCAUCUUCGGCGACCAGGACACCUCGACUGACGCCUCGGGGGCCAAUGUCUUCAAGCCGCGUGAGAUGCCCGGCUUCGAGCCCGGGCAGAGCAUCUUCACCCUGCGCUCGGAUGAGGAGGGCUCUUCCUCGGACUCGGAUUCCGACUUCGAGGGGGAGCAGCCGCUGCAGGCCGGGCUCCGCAAGGGGGCCGGUCGCGCUGCCCCCGGCACCGGUGCCGCGCGGGUGGACUUCCGUGGGGCCACCUGGCGCCUGAAGGCCCGGCACUUCUUCAACCUGCCGGACGCCAGUGCACGCGUGACGUCGGGCGACUUCCACCGCGCCUCCGGGGUCCUGGUGGUGGGCUUCUCGCACGGUGUCUUUGCCCUGUAUGAGAUGCCGGACUUCACGUCGAUCCACACGCUGUCGCUCAGCAGUCAGCAUGGCAUCACCACGGCGGCCUUCAAUCCCGACGGCCAGUGGAUUGCUUUGGGCCUGCGUGGGGCCGGGCAGCUGGUCGUCUGGGAGUGGACCUCCGAGUCGUAUAUCCUCCGGCAGUCGAGCCAUUCGAAUGGCGCGGUGCCCCAGUGCGUGGCCUACACGGCGGACGGGGCGCAUGUGGCCACCGGUGGCUCGGAUCACACGGUCCGUCUGUGGAGCACGCGCGACGGCAGUUCCGAGGUCACUUGGAAUGAGCACACGGCCGCGGUGACGGACUUGGCCUUCUCGCGCGGGGGCCAUGUCCUGUUUUCGGCCUCGCUGGAUGGCACGGUCCGGGCGUAUGACCUGCUGCGGUACCGGAACUUCCGGACCUUUGCCGCGCCGGAGCCGGUGCAGUUUGACUGUGUGUCGGUCGAUCCGUCCGGCGAGCUGGUGUGUGCCGGCACUCGAGACACCUACUCGCUGUAUGUGUGGAAUGUGCAGACCGGGCGCUUGCUGGACGUCCUGUCCGGGCAUGAGGGGCCCAUUUCCUGUGUGGCCUUCUCGCCGGUGGAUGGAAAUGUCGUGGCCACCGGGUCCUGGGACCAGCAGGUCCGCUUUUGGGAUGUAUUCAGCGGCCGUCGCAUUGGCGACCCGCUGGCCCUGGGGUCGGAUGUCCUGGCGCUGGCCUAUCGGCCGGAUGGCGAGGAGUUGAGUGUCUCCACGCUGGAUGGGCAAAUCCAUGUGUGGUGCACGCGCGAGAUGACGCAAGUGGGCACCGUGGAUGGUCGGCGGGACAUUGCCGGCGGCCGAGGCGCCGCUGACAAGGUGACCGCGGCCAACAAUGCUGCCAGUCGGCACUUCACGUCUUUGGCCUACUCGGCGGAUGGUCGUUCGGUGCUGGCGUGUGGCGUGUCGCGCUUCAUUUGCAUCUACGACAUCCAGUCGCGGCAGUUGCUGACGAAAUUCCAGCUGACGCGGAACCGCUCGCUGGAGGGGGUGCUUGACAAGCUGAACUCCAGUCGCAUGGCGGCCGGCGUGUCGCUGGAUCUGAUCGAUGAUGUGUCGGACUCCGAAGAUGAGGAAGCCGCGCGUCUGGUUGGAUCCCACCUGCCGGGUGUGCAGUCGGGUGACCUGUCCCGGCGUCGGACUCGGCCGGCCAUCCGGGCGUAUGCCGUGCGCUUUGCUCCGACCGGUCGGGCCUUUGCCUGUGCCACGUCCGAGGGGCUGCUGCUGUAUUCGCUGGAUUUGGAUGGCGAUGGCGCGGUGUACGACCCGACCGACUUGUCGGUGGAGCUGACCCCGGAAGCGGUGCGCGAGGCUCUGGCCGGGCGGGAGUACCUGCCGGCCAUCAUCAUGGCCAUGCGCCUCGGCGAGGAGUCUCUCCUGCAGGAGGUGUAUGAGGGGAUUCCCUUGGCAUUGGCUCCGCUGCUAUCGCGUCAGGUCCCGACGGUGUACCUGGCCCGGUACUUGGCCUUCAUCGCCAAGCAGAUUGAGAUUACCCCGCACAUUGAGUUCCACCUGGGCUGGGUUCGGGGCCUGCUCCGGAGCCAUGCGUACAUCAUGCGCCAGUCGGCCGCCUAUUAUGGGCCCUGCCUGCGGUCGGUGCACCGGGCCAUGACGGCCCGCGUGGCGGACAUCGGUCGCGUGGCCGAUGACAACCAGUUCCUCUUCGACUAUCUGGCCGAUAUGACGAGUGUCGUGCUGAACGAGGCGGCCGGCACUGAUGGCGAGUCGGACGGCGAGUCGGACGGCGAGUCGUCCUCCGCCGCCGAGCUGGAGGACAACUUGGCCGAUACUGCCAGCGACGCUGAGAUCGAGGACCAAGAGUAGAAAUGCGGCCGUGACAUCGACAUACCGCUGCCGUGACUUCUCCCAUCCUCUCCCUGGUAUCUGUCUCUCUCUCUCUCUCUC